CGGUCCCCAGCGCACCACCCGCUCGGCCCGCCCGGGGCACUGCGCCCUGUGCUGCGCCCCGGAGCCCCCUGCCGAGGCCGGUGCUCAGACCUGCAGAGAAACGCCUCCUUGAUUUCACCUUACGAUGGAAUUGAAGAAGUCGCCCGACGGUGGAUGGGGCUGGGUGAUUGUGCUGGUCUCCUUCCUUACUCAGUUUUUGUGUUACGGAUCCCCGUUAGCUGUUGGAGUCCUGUACAUCGAAUGGCUGGAUGCCUUUGGUGAAGGGAAAGGGAAAACUGCAUGGGUCGGAUCUCUGGCAAGUGGAGUUGGCUUGCUCGCAAGUCCUAUCUGCAGUCUCUGUGUCUCGUCGUUUGGAGCAAGGCCUGUCACAAUCUUUAGUGGCUUCAUGGUGGCUGGAGGCCUGAUGUUGAGCAGUUUCGCCCCCAAUAUCUACUUUCUGUUUUUUUCCUAUGGCAUUGUUGUAGGUCUUGGAUGUGGUUUAUUAUAUACUGCAACAGUGACCAUCACAUGCCAGUAUUUUGAUAGCCGCCGAGGCCUCGCACUUGGUCUGAUUUCAACAGGUUCUAGCGUUGGUCUGUUCAUAUAUGCUGCUCUGCAGAGGAUGCUGAUAGAGUUCUACGGACUGGACGGAUGUCUGCUGAUCGUGGGUGCUCUAGCUCUAAAUAUAUUGGCCUGUGGCAGUCUGAUGAGACCCCUCCAGCCCUCUGCGUGUCCGUUGCCCGAAAAAACAGCUCCAGAAAAUAUACCGGAUAGAUACUCCAUUUACAAUGAAAAAGAAAAAAAUCUGGAAGAAAACAUAAACAUUCUUGAUAAGAGCUACAGUUGUGAGGAAACAUGCAAGAGCCCUCUGGCCCCUGCUGGCUGGAAACAGGAGAGUCUGCAUCAUAAAACGCCCACCGCGGCGGACACAAAAGAGCCUGAAACCUACAGAAAGAAGGUUGUAGAACAGACAUAUUUUUGCAAACAGCUUGCCAAGAGGAAGUGGCAGUUAUAUAAAAACUACUGUGGAGAAACUCUGGCUCUUUUUAAGAACAGGGUGUUUUCAGCUCUCUUCAUUGCUAUCCUGCUUUUUGACAUUGGAGGGUUUCCACCUUCUCUGCUUAUGGAAGAUGUAGCAAGGAGUUCAAAUGUGAAAGAAGAAGAGUUUUUUAUGCCUCUUAUUUCCAUUAUAGGCAUUAUGACAACAGUUGGUAAACUCCUUUUAGGGAUACUGGCUGACUUCAAGUGGAUUAAUACUUUAUAUCUCUACGUCGUUACCUUGCUAAUCAUGGGCCUGGCCUUGUGUGCAAUUCCAUUUGCCAAAAGUUAUGUCACACUGGCAAUCCUUUCUGCGAUCCUGGGGUUUUUUACUGGUAAUUGGUCCAUCUUCCCCUAUGUGACCACAAAGACUGUGGGAAUUGAAAAAUUAGCCCAUGCCUACGGGAUAUUAAUGUUCUUUGCUGGACUUGGAAAUAGCCUUGGACCACCAAUUGUUGGUUGGUUUUACGACUGGACCCAGACCUAUGACAUCGCCUUUUAUUUCAGCGGCUUCUGCGUCCUCCUGGGAGGGUUGAUUCUGCUGCUGGCAGCUUUGCCCACUUGGGAUCUUUGCAAAAAACCACUCCCCAAGCCAGCUCCCACCACAUUUUUGUACAAAGUUGCCUCUAAUGUUUAGAGGAUCAUUGCAAGACACUAUUUUUGCCCUUUGAUACCCUAUAGCAAAAAAAAAAAAAAAUAUUUUAACUAAUUCUCCAGUAGAUUUCUGUAGAAUCAAGACUGCUUUCUCAGAGCAGACUUUCCCAUGGUUGACUCUGAACAAUUUGUUUUUUCAACAUAUCCUACUCUUUAUGUACUGUAUGCACAAUGUAUUUACCUCCCCAGGAAGUGAGAUUAUUCAUUAGUUUUGAACAUUGGGAAACUUUGGGCCCCUCUCAGAAGGUUUUUCUCUGUGUAAAGAACUGUAAUUUCUAUGCUGACUCCACUAGUUCCACUGCAGGGCGCCCAGAGCGCUCACUCCUAUUUUAAAACUGAUGCAAGCCCCGUGAGGGGAUAUGUGAAGGCCAGUAGGGAUUAAAUCACUCUUGUCUGUGGUAGACUAGCUGGUAGAUAGAAGACCUCAAGCCAACCAGGAAAUGAAAGUGGUUGCUAAAACAGCAUGAAGACUUGCACUGGAGCAAACUGAUCAUUUUUUUAAAAAAAGAUAUUUUAAAUGAGUCACUAGUUUUUGUUUACCUUGAUGAAGCACCCAUAUAUAUGUCAUUUGGUGCCCACUGAGCACAAAACAUUUCACUUCCUGAGAUGCAGGCAAACUGCAAGCAGAGGAGUGGUCUCGGGAGCCUUUCUCCGCGGUCGGUCAUCAUCAUCUCGCUCACGUGUCAGCGUCCACUUGACCGAUGUUUCCCAGGAGGUGAUGAUUUUACCCGUUUCCAAAUUGGAAAUGCAUUUUUCAACCAUUCCAUUGUGGCAAAUGGGAAACAUCCAUUUGCUUUGGGCACAGUGGGGGAUGGAUUGCAGGUCCUGUGUAUCAUCCUGAUGAAGCACUUGCUUGCUACUAUCUGAUUUUACCACUGUUAAUCAAUUUAACUCAAGAGCAGAACUACACAGGGAGUGUGUGUGUGUGUGUGUGUAUGAGAGAGAGUGUGCUGAGUCUGAGUGGGAAAUGUAAGAAAUUGAUACCCUUAUCCAGUUUCAUUUCAUCUUAAUAAUGUUCUAGGAAAGAAAUCAGUGUUUAAUAGAUUGACAGUUUUUUCCCCCUGAAGAAAUGGGUUUUUAAACUUGGAUAUGCAUGAGAAUUCCUCAUAGGUUUUUUUUGAAAAUACAGGUGUCUGGGUACCACACUUAGAAAUUUUAAUACUGUAGGUCUAGGCUCUGACCCAAGCAUCUAUAUUUUGAAUGAUCUCUUUAACUGAUUCCAGCUACAUGGCCUGGGUUGAGAAUGGCUGUUGUAAGAUUGACAAUAGAGAAACAUUGGUCUCUUAAAUAAAAACAAAGUAAAAGAAACCAUGAGGUCAGAGGGGUUUAUAAAUAUCCAAGUGCUCUUUAAAUAGAAGGCACCCUUCCCAUUGUGCCAAAACCGUCUUUUCAUUUCUUUUGAAAUACGUACAGUUAUUUUACACGUCUCUGUUGCCUUUCUUGGAAGGCGCCUGAAGCACUUUAUUAGCAUGAAGCCUCACAAUGCCUCUGUGAGGCAGGGAAAUAGUCCUUUUCUCUGUGGCAAACCUGGAGUCAGGACAGUUUCAUCACCGAGUCCAUCCUACUCAAUAAUGCAAUAAUGGGCGCUCCAGGGCACCUUGGACUUCUGCUCCGCACUCAGACUUCUGGAAAGUUUACCGUACCUCAUUCUUUAGUCACUGUCAAGGUUAGCAAAUAAAAUAAGUGAUGUUCAGAAAAAUAGACUACAUGUUUUUGUGUUGAAAUUUCCUUUUUUUGCCAAUACUACAUUCAGGAAAUCCAGUAACAUGAAAAAGUUCUUUUAUGACAUCUGCACAUUCAUCAUUGUUGGUGAUUGUCCAAAUGCCUCUUCACUGUGUCUACUAAUGUUAUCCAAUGCGCGCAUUAUCCAUGGUCUAGGAAAUGAAUUUU
Messenger RNA from Lepus europaeus (European hare), 3561 nucleotides. RefSeq names its product solute carrier family 16 member 9 (gene SLC16A9). The record is from RefSeq and is a predicted model, not a curated record. The transcript has 6 exons. Lineage: Eukaryota; Metazoa; Chordata; Mammalia; Lagomorpha; Leporidae. Gene Ontology annotation, molecular function: monocarboxylic acid transmembrane transporter activity. Bases 125 to 1654 code for a protein of 509 amino acids. Gene Ontology annotation, biological process: transmembrane transport; monocarboxylic acid transport.